UAUUACAACUUUAUAAUAAUAUUAUUACCUUACUUGAAACAAAAUCAUAGUUGUUAAAAUAAUGAAAAAAAAAAUACAUUGAAGAUGUAUGAAUUUUGAUCGUUGAUAGGGCCAUAGGCCUGCUAUAAGUAAAAGAAUUCUAUUAAGAUUGAAAUAUUGAGUCUUAGUGCAGAUCAUCUCUUCGCAAGCUUUAAAAUAUUACUACAAAAAUAUUGACAAGUUUUACGAUGCGUACCUUUCUCCACUGAGCGAUUAAAUAUCUUAUACCUUUCUUCUCUUUUAGCACAUUUUAAUAUUUAAAUUUUUUAUACUUAAAUUUCCUAUAAUUCAUUAAAUUAGACAAAAAGUCAGAAGUACGAAUAUUCACUCAAUUGAUUUACCAUUAAAGUAAUUUCACAGUUGUGUCUUUCUCAUACUGUUAGAGACGCAGGCGCACUUCUGUCUUUUCAGCGUCGAUACUUCAUACCAGUACGCGCACGCAAUGAAUACACUUGCUCCCCAACAUAAAUGUUCUUCAACUUAAUUCGUUCUAUGCCAGGAUUAUUUGUUAAGUCGUAAUUUAAAAAUGACUUGACGGGAUUAUAUUAGAUUAAAUACUGGACAUUUCAAUUAUAAAUUAGCGUAACUAACAUUUUUAUAAUAAAAGUAUUCAAAACUUUUAAUAGUCGACUCAACUGGCAAUUUAUUAAAUUCAAACAUGCGUCACAAUGUCCGAUUCGUCCGUCGGUUCUUCACAAGUAAUACAAUUUAUAAUUUAUUACAAAGAAUCAAAAGCGAUGAUCGAAAUGUUGUGACUUGUUUAAAAUUCUUUGUAUGUAUAUAUAUGUACAUAUAUUUAUAUACAUAUAUUAUAUUAUUUAAACUUAUAUAUAUAUAUUAUUAUUGUAAUUAUAUUAUAUAAUGCAAUUAUAUUAUUAUUGCAUGCUGUCGAAUGCUGUCAACUACGAAAAAUACUCAAUACUAUAAUAUUUACCGUUAAUGCAAGUACAAUGUUGAUACUGUAAUAGUAUAUAUUAUUGUAUUGAGUAUAUCUGUAGUUGGUAGCCCGCAACUACAUAUCUUAUUGAAUAUAUUACUUUUUUGCAGUGUAUAUUUGCCUAUCAAUAUGCAUCAUUCACAUAACGUAGUAAUUUUAUUUUAGUCAAAUAAGAACAUUGUAAAGCAUUGUGAAAUCUCUUUAAUUAAACAAACUAGUGUUUUGCAUGUAUGUGUGUACAUGUGAGUUUGAUUUUUAGAAAAUAAAGUAAGUGAGUUUUUUCACAAAAAGAGAUCUCAUUUUGUGUAUAUCAAUUUUAAUUUAACUGGUUGCAAUUGAAACUUUGCAUCAAUAUUAUAUAACAAAAUUGCCAUUAGAUUUUUACCUCCUCCAUAAAAUCAGUUUAUUACUAUAGUGCACAUUCGCCAUAUGGCGAGAUAAAGAUGGAACAUACGCUAUUCAAUUCAUAGCUUCGUAAUCAAGUAAUAAUCACCAUGCGUGAGACACUCGAUGCCGCGUGGCAUUAAAAUACAUAAAACUGCAAUAUUGUAACAAAUUCAAUUGAACCAACGAAGUGUUACGAAUAAAAAAAUAAUUAAUUCUCAUCAGUUCUCUUGACACAGCUUAAAUUCCAUCUUCUCGUGUCCGCAAAAUUGAGUAGAUAAUUAAAGAUAUUAAUUUCAAUGCAGUAAUCUUUUUCUUCCAUUCUUGUACUUCCGUGUAAAUAAUCGAAAAAUAACUGACAUUGUGUGUAGAAAAUCAACGGCACAAACUUCAAAGAGAGAGGAAAAACUGAGUAUUUAAAAAAAUCACUCAAGGACUCGAGCAAAAGGAAAAAAGAAGAUAAUAAUGUGCAACCUAACGUAUUCAACCAGAGUGAUUAAAUACAUCUGGUCCAUCAGAUAAACAGAAAUAAGAGUUUUUGUCUAUUAAAAUUAUUUUGAAUUUGGAUCCUGCAAUUAAAGCCCGCUUUUCCACACUUCAGCCUCGCUUUCUGUCAACUUUUCGGACCGUUUUGCAGUUCAACGUUAUCAAGAAACGCGAAUAUGAUUAGCUCAAUUACAUUAUCGCGAUUGAUAAACUGCGUACACACAUUUGACGUGUCUCGGGUCUACGAAUCUCGUUUCCACCAGCUGAUAUUACGGUAGCACCGGUGCCAGCCCGGGCGACCGGUGAAUGACGGUCUACAAGCUGGAGGACUGUGGUCACGCUUGGCUAACCAAGACAAUCGGGAUCAACGGUCAGUCGCGCGCCAGCGUGUAUCCUUGUUGCACCGGGAGUCGUGCAUCACCCGCGGACUUUCCUCCGCGUGCUUUCUAUCAUCCGCACGUCAUUUCGCUCUUCGUCGAGGCGGCGUCAAGUGGUCUGUUCUACGUCGCGUCCCAGUUUAGAGAUUGGCGUCUUCGUCCUAUGUGGCGCGAGCUUUGCGACAUCAGAUCCUCACCGGGGACACCGCGAAGAAAGGCUUCAUCAUCGAACGCGUAGAUAAGACCCAUAGAGAUUCAAUCUGUCCCGGUCAGUUGUUGCUUAACGCACAUUCAGGCUAGAAUGAACGGCGGCGAGCAUUAUGCGCAAGUUACCACGGCUCGCGUUCGUCCUGCUCAUCGGUAUGACAGCUGCGAUUUUCUGCACGUUGCUGUCCUCGGGUUUUCUCGUUGUCGACCGAAGGUCUUCCGCGUUGCGAAAGGAACAGGUGUCCAUAAAAGAGGAAAACGAAGGAAAUAGAAGGUCUAUCUCUGGCUCCCGGGGACUAUCCAACGCGCGACAAUUCGCGAGGAUGGUGUCUCUGGAUGCGCAUCUCCUGGGGAGAGGCUUCACCGAUGAGCAGGUAGAGAGUAUGACUCCCCUUGGGAAAUGGUUAUUAGCACCGGAAGGGAGUCCACCCCCGCAGUCGAACGCCAAUAAAACCUAUUUGAUCUUAAUUUGGAAGCACGGGCAGUUCCUGGAACGCAGGCACAUCAGACGUUUUACGUCCACUAAGUUUUCACCGUGGGAUCAAUGUUCAGUACGGAAUUGCAGGCUGAGUUACGACGAAAGGGAUCUGCAUCGAGCGGACGCCGUGGUGUUCCAUUUGCACUUCACGAGGAAUCCGUCGGAGUUACCGGCGAGAAGUCGGACGGAUCAACGUUGGAUCUUCCUGACAGACGAGUCGCCCUAUCACACGUUUUUGUACGGCCACCAGAGAUUAUCGAGCUACGACGGUCUGUUCAACUGGUCCAUGUCCUACCGAAUGGACAGCGACGUACCGGUUCCUUACGGAAGGACGAUACGAGUCGCCGGCAGUUAUUCGACCAAACGCUGGAACGCUAUCGUAAAGACCAAGACCAAACUAGUCGCUAUAAUGGGCAGCAACUGCGGCGGCCGCAACGGACGGUGGUCCUACGUGAAGGCGCUCAAGUCGUCGCUCCGCGGCGACCUGGACGUCCUCGGGAAAUGUCUGGACGGUAACAGGACCGUCUGUCCCGGCCACUUCGACCAAGACUGCCCUGCCUUGGGCGCGUACAAGUUCUAUCUGUCGUUCGAGAACUCCAAUUGCCGGGAGUACCUGACGGAGAAGGUGUUCUGGAACGCGUAUCACAAGUUCGCGGUCCCAAUAAUAAUGGGAGCAUCGCGGCAGGACUGCCAGCGACUGUUGCCGCCGCGCUCCUACCUCCACGCGGACGACUUUGCGGACGCAAACGCGCUCGCCGACUACCUCAGGUAUUUGGACCGCGACGACGAGCGUUACGUCGGCUAUCAUGAGUGGCGCGACCGCUACCGGGUGAUCAACGACCACGGUUACUUCGGCAGCGUUUCCAGGCACUACUGCCGCGUAUGCGAGGCGUUGCAUUACAACCCCGCCGUGCCGAAGGUCUACGCCAGGCUCGAGCGCUUUUGGAGCAAGGAAAGGGACUGCGUUCCAGCUAGCGCUUAGGCUCCGCGUUCUCUCCACGAUCUUAUCUAGUCUUUGUGAAGUGUAGACGGGUGUUAAUAAUUAAUAUAAUUAAAUUUAUUAUUAAUUGCAGAUGAAGCUUUCGUCAGUGACUUGAAAAUUUCAAUAAGCUACUUUAAAUGCAUUUUGAAGUUGUGGAAUUUAAAGUUAUGUAGAUUAUAACUCGAUUUAAUUAUGUUGUUACUGGUAGUUAGUUAUUCUUAAUAAUAAAUUUAAUAUUUAAUAAUAAAAUGCUUUUCUUCCAAUAAACAAAACAAACAUUAAUCAUCUAUAAAAUAACUAUUAGAAUCUUCUUUCUCUCACCGAUGGAAAAAAGAUUCAUUUUUUUAUAUUUCAAAUUAUUCUACAAAUCCUUAAAAAAUGACAUAUGUAUUAUUUCAAUAUAAGUUAUUUUUACUAUAUGCAACAUCAGUAUUUGAUAUUUAACAAGUGCAAAUCUUUUUGCGUACAUUUAGAGCAUAAAAUUAAACCUAAUAAAAAAUUGUAUACGUAAAAAUGAUAAAAAUAAUUAUAUGCGAAAGACGACACACAUGUGGUAAUUGGUGCAUUAUUAUUCUUUUAUAUAAAAUGCGUAUAGAGAAUUGCAACGUGACCAAGUUUCCGCAUGCAUGAUAGAUCCGUACUUAUCGCCGGAAAAACGGAGUUCUGAAAAAAUUCGAUAUAUCCUUUCGAUUUCACCGGCAUGUACGAAGGAAAGCCACGCGUUUCGCACGCGGAGGAGAAUCUUUCGAGUCGAUACGAGAUGCAUCCGAAGGAUCAUGAAGGAUCCCUCGUUUGCGCGGCGUUCAUUCAAAUUUGAAUGAUUUAAAGAUCUCCUUCGAGGAGAAUCCUUCCGCCGUAGACGAGUCUCGCCGAGAUUCGAGAUCGUCUAUGAGGAGCGAGAUGGAAAACGCGUGGCCGUGAUUAGAAGGAAAAUGCGAGGCGAGAGAAAGAGAGAGAGAGAGAGAGAACUCGCGGUGCCGCGCGAUGCAACGACGCGUUGACGUCGUCGUCACCCGGCGGAGAGAGGGACAAGAUGAUACCCACGCUGACGCGGGGCGGAAGUACAGAGCGAUAGACGGCGACUCCGUACGUUGCAAAUGGCAGACGGUGCGUGAUUAUACCCCGCUGCGAAAAAACCGUCGUUACGUUUUGCGUCGCGUCUACCGUCGUGACUGGUCUCGCUGGCUAAGCGAGGAAGCGAAUUUCAGCUGUCCCGGAGGGUUGCCCGACGCGUCGCGUCGUGCACGUAGGUCACGUCAACCAGGUUCUCCCCCCCCCCCCCCGGAUUCACAGCUGAAGGUAGCGGCCGGCGAGAGCGAACGGGCGGGUGAAACUGCGUUUUCGGAGAGGACGAGGAGUCCGUGGUAUACCGGGAUCGGGACGACUCAGGAUCGAGAUGGCGAGGCUAGUGAAUGUCUGGCGGGACAACGUUCCGAUGGAGCUGGCGAGCAAGCAAAUGCCGCUGAUCGUCGACGAAAACCUGACGGUAAGCGCGCUGGCGCGCGCGCGCGCGCGCCCGCGUGCGACACGCGAUUUUCCACUGUUGAACGUUGACCGGCGUGACUCCUGGGGCACGUCGUCGACGACGUCGCUUCACGACGUGACCGGAGCGUUGUACGUGGUUCGCUCCGGGGUUCGCUGUCAACCUAUCCUUUAACCUAAAACACGUCACGAUCAGCCGUUAGAAGGGCGGGGAGAAA
This is a messenger RNA of Monomorium pharaonis (pharaoh ant), 5590 nucleotides long. RefSeq names its product alpha-(1,3)-fucosyltransferase 7. Gene Ontology annotation, molecular function: alpha-(1->3)-fucosyltransferase activity. The transcript has 4 exons. The record is from RefSeq and is a predicted model, not a curated record. Bases 2544 to 3890 code for a protein of 448 amino acids. Gene Ontology annotation, cellular component: membrane. Lineage: Eukaryota; Metazoa; Arthropoda; Insecta; Hymenoptera; Formicidae.